AUGUCCUCAGAAGUCUCUUCGACCGUAGAAUCAUCACUCAAGGACAAUGAGUUCUUUCCAUCGGCAGAGGAGUUGGAAACCUAUUACAAUAUGCUGGAAAAUGGUGCUAUUUUGGAAUUAGAAUGGGAAUGUCCAGGUCGACGGCCACCCUCGCCGGACAUAAAAAGCAGUAACAAGGAGCCAAGCAAUUCGGCCGAUGUCACCGAACCAAAUGAUCCCAUGAAACCGAAUGAUUUUGACUUCAGUGAUGAUGUUGCCCAACCACUGCGUCGCCAUGGUACACCUAAAUCAAAAUCGGUUAAAAAGAAAACAGCAAAUUUUGCCGGUGUUAUGGAAGCGUUGAAGAAGAAAAACGCUGAGGGUUCUAACUGACAGGGCGACUGGCC
Musca vetustissima is the source of this 386-nucleotide messenger RNA. RefSeq lists its product as uncharacterized. The transcript has 2 exons. The record is from RefSeq and is a predicted model, not a curated record. NCBI's taxonomy places the organism in Eukaryota, Metazoa, Arthropoda, Insecta, Diptera, Muscidae. Bases 1 to 372 code for a protein of 123 amino acids.